AUGGAAGAUGAAUUCCUGCGUCAACGAAAAGUCGGUUCACCAAAUGUUACAAGUCAUCCAAGCAGUGGCGAUGGAGUGUUUCUCCUGCAGAAGACGGAUAUUCGGGCAGCAUCAGACGAAAGUGAUGCAGAUGGCCUUAUUGAUGGUGAAAGAGUAUCACAGCUAACGAAGGAUUUGCCGCAGGGUUCCGAUCAUGUGGGGGCGUUUGUCGAUCCAGUUCUUUCACCGUUGCCACCAAGAUGGCGGAAUUGGGUUGUGCGUGGUAUUUUUUCAAUUAUUAUGGUUUCUCUGUUCACUGUAAUCAUUAAAAUGGGAGCUACGUGGCUUAUGGCCUUGGUGUUUGUCAUACAGUUUUGGUGCUUCCAUGAAAUCAUUACUAUCGGUUUGGCAAUUUAUCGUCUCUAUUCAUUACCAUGGUUUCGAGCACUUUCAUGGUAUUUUCUGCUAUCAUCAAAUUACUUUUUCUUCGGUGAAAGUUUAAUCGACUAUUGGGGUAUUUUGCUGAGAAAAGAUCAGUUUUUGCAUUUCUUGGUGGCACAUCAUCGUUUGAUUAGCUUCGCCCUAUACUGCAUAGGUUUCGUGUGGUUUGUUUUGUCACUGCGAAAAGGUUACUACUUGCGGCAAUUCUCACUAUUCGCUUGGUCUCACGUAACGCUGUUACUGAUUGUUUCACAAUCGUUCCUCAUUAUCCAGAAUAUUUUUCAAGGACUUAUAUGGUUUCUUGUUCCUGUUUCAAUGGUAAUUUGCUGUGAUGUCAUGUCCUACGUAUUUGGUUUCUUUUUUGGAAAGACACCUCUAAUAAAAUUAUCUCCGAAGAAAACAUGGGAAGGAUUCAUUGGCGGUGGUAUCAGCACUGUUGCAUUCGGCUUAAUUCUUUCGUACUGCCUUCUUCGUCACCCCUUUUUUGUGUGUCCAUUGGAAGAUUAUACAGUGGAAAACUAUAACUGUACCAUUCCGCCAUCAUUUGUUCUAAGAGAGUUCAAUAUUGGGCGGCCACUCUCUAUCAUCUUACGGCUGAUGCAAAAACCUCCAACAUUUCAAAUCUACCCUUUUUUAUUUCAUACUAUUGUAAUGGGCCUGUUUGCUUCUAUAUUAGGCCCAUUUGGUGGAUUCUUUGCUAGUGGAUUCAAACGAGCAUUCAAAAUUAAGGAUUUUGGUGAUGUUAUUCCUGGACAUGGUGGUUUGAUGGAUCGGUUUGACUGUCAGCUUCUUAUGGGAACGUUUGUGAACGUCUACAUACACACUUUUAUCAAAGUCCCCAACCCAUCAAAGCUUUUGCAACAAAUUUUUUGGCUUCCAGCGGAUGAACAACUUUACAUAUACCAUUCUUUGCAUGAACAUCUUCUUAAUGAAGAACUGCUUGAUACCUGA
Molecule: messenger RNA, 1371 nt
Organism: Cercopithifilaria johnstoni
Lineage: Eukaryota; Metazoa; Nematoda; Chromadorea; Rhabditida; Onchocercidae
Source: the annotation of a GenBank genome assembly